Molecule: messenger RNA, 1223 nt
Organism: Magnolia sinica
Lineage: Eukaryota; Viridiplantae; Streptophyta; Magnoliopsida; Magnoliales; Magnoliaceae
Product: glutelin type-D 1-like
Exons: 3
Coding region: 37-1110 (357 amino acids)
Molecular function (GO): nutrient reservoir activity
Source: RefSeq, a predicted model, not a curated record
GUUUGCACUGACAUUUUCUUGAAAAACCUUUUAGCCAUGGAUAUUGAUCUUAGCCCAAAGCAGGCCAAGAAAUCCUACGGUGGUGAUGGAGGGUCCUACUAUUCGUGGGCCAGUUCGGAUCUGCCGAUGCUUGCAGAGGCCAAAAUCGGAGCUGCUAAGCUUGCGUUGGAGAAGCGUGGUCUGGCGCUUCCUUCCUACGCUGAUUCAGCCAAGGUCGCUUAUGUCUUACAAGGAAAUGGAAAGGCUGGGAUCGUCCUACCUGAGGCCACAAAAGAAAAGGUGGUCCCAAUCAAGACAGGUGAUGCUCUGGCCCUCCCCUUCGGUGUCAUAACCUGGUGGUACAACACCAGCGACACCCAACUCAUCAUACUCUUCUUAGGUGAUACCUCAACGGCUCACCGACUCGGUGAGUUCACCAAUUUCCAACUCACCGGGUCAAACGGGUUAUUCACCGGGUUCACCUCCGAGUUCGUAGGCCGUGCAUGGGACUUGAACGAAGAACAAGUUCAAAAGCUUGUAAAAAGCCAAACCAGCAAUGGCAUUAUCAAGCUCAAAGAAGGCCUUAACCUACCCGAACCAUCGAAAGAGGACCGCAAUGGUCUGGUCUUGAACUGUUUAGAAGCUCCUUUGGAUGUGGACAUUCCAAAUGGUGGGCGAGUCGUUGUUUUAACGAGCCAGAAUCUUCCGUUGGUCGGCGAAGUCGGUCUUGGGGCUGAUUUAGUUAGGAUUGAUGGUAAUUCGAUGUGUUCGCCUGGUUUCUCAAGUGAUUCGGCGUUCCAAGUGACUUAUAUUGUGAAGGGAAGCGGUCGAGUUCAGGUCGUUGGGAUCGAUGGUCGACGUGUUUUGGAGACUCGGAUCGAGGCUGGGUGUUUGUUCAUCGUGCCGCGGUUCUUCGUCGUGUCGAAGAUUGCUGAUGGUGAUGGUAUGGCUUGGUUCUCCAUUAUCACCACGCCCAACCCUGUCUUCAGUCAUCUGGCAGGAAAGACUUCUGUGUGGAAGGCUCUGUCUCCUCAAGUGCUUGAAGCUUCUUUCAAUGUCUCUCCUGAUUUAGAGAAGCUUUUCAGGUCUAAGAGAACCACAGAUGAAAUCUUCUUCGCUCCACCCAAAUGAAAAUUUGAAAGACAAGACUCUCUCCUUUCUAUUUGGGUUUUUUUUAGCAGACUUUGGUUGGUAUUAUUAGUAUAAUAUUUCUUUGAAUAAAAGUAGACUUUGGUUUUAUCUAA